Messenger RNA from Linnemannia hyalina, 831 nucleotides. Lineage: Eukaryota; Fungi; Mortierellomycota; Mortierellomycetes; Mortierellales; Mortierellaceae. The record is from the annotation of a GenBank genome assembly.
AUGAGAGACGCCGAUCCAUCAACAAACGAACGCGAGUUCCUCCUGGCUGCCUUGAAGGACGGCGCGCGCAUCGACGGACGCAAGUUCUACGACUUUAGAACUCUCCGCCUCACUUUCGGUGCCGAGUACGGUGCCGUCGAAGUCCAACUCGGUAACACCAGAGUUCUCGCAAAGGUGUCAUGCGAGGUGAUCAGACCUUAUACCGACAAGCCCACCGAGGGUUUCCUUAUGUUCAACACCGAACUGUCACCAAUGGCCUCAGCAGCAUUCGAAGUUGGAAGACAAACAGACGAGGAGGUUCUUGUGAGUCGACUGAUCGAGAAGGCAAUGAGGAGGAGCAGAGCACUGGACACUGAAGGAUUGUGUAUCGUUGCAGGAGAGAAGGUGUGGUCGAUUCGUGUGGAUAUUCAUUUCUUGGAUCAUGAUGGAAACUUGGUCGACGCAGCCUGUAUCGCUGCCAUCACAGCUUUGCUUCACUUCAGGAGGCCAGACGUAACAGUCGUUGGCGAGGACGUUACUAUCCAUACCCUUGAGCAAAGGAACCCUGUGCCGCUCAGCAUCCAUCACAUCCCUAUCUGCACCACCUUUGCUUUCUUCAACAAUGGUGAGCGCAUGAUUGUAGAUCCUUCAUUCCUGGAGGAGCAAGUCAAGGAGGGCGACAUGACGGUCACACUCAACGUUCAUAAGGAGGUCUGCGCACUGUCCAAGGCUGGCGGUAUCCCCAUGGAGAUUGAUCAGAUCCUGCAAUGCACAAAGAUUGCUGUUGUCAAGGUUGCUGAAAUUACUGCCCAGAUCCAGGCUGCCCUUGAGGCCGAUGCCAAAAAGCGGUAA